This is a messenger RNA of Cylindrotheca closterium, 603 nucleotides long. Lineage: Eukaryota; Bacillariophyta; Bacillariophyceae; Bacillariales; Bacillariaceae. The record is from the annotation of a GenBank genome assembly.
AUGGUCCAUCGCACGCUCCUCCAACUGAAACGAGCCAGAAUUGUAAUUCCGCAAUUGAGUCCAACCCUGACCCAAGUGCGCAUUCACAAAUGGCUCAAGGAUCCUGCCAGCGAGAUUGAAUGUUACGAACCGCUCUUUGUCUUGCAAUGCUCUCCCGAUCUGUUGUCGGAAGCAUACCGCAAAUACAAGACUCACGAGCCACUCAUGUUGAUUGAAGCCCAGGACGAAGGGAAGCUCCAGAUUUCUCCAGAGAUUUUGGAAUCCUCCAAGCGGGGAGAAUGGUUUCCAGUGGGACACUUUUUGGGUACCAUUAAUGAUGAUGAUGAUGAUGAUGACGAUGAUGAUAACAAUGAUGCCGAAAUCAGUGGCGAAGAUACCGAGUGGUUGUGGCAAGCCUACUCUUAUGAAGAAGAAGCCGAAACUGACGAAAACGCUACUGAUGGUGCUUCAUCUGACCAGAAGAAAGUAGACAAAACUGCGUACUAUGCACCAUUGGGAGUAAUUGAAUUGAAGGGACUCUUACGAUACCGUGGACUCGAUGUUGGUGGGACUACUCGAGAAGAGCUGAUAGAGCGUCUGGUGGAGAGUGACAAUGCAACGUAA